UUUGGCAUCCAAGCGUGUCUGCAUCAAAAACGGCACUUAUGCGAGUUAUGCAUUCCCCCGGCGCAGGGUAAGCUGCUUGGGAUUAUCACAUUCAUCUGUCGGGACUCAGAUGCGCUAAUGCUCAUAAGUGCAGGGGUCCUGCAUCUGUUUCGGCUAGCCUGGUCGCCCAGUGGACGACUUGUUUUUGUCCUUGUCAGCUUCACGGCGACCCUCCCCAGAAGAGCAACGCCGUCUGAAAAUUUGCCUUCCACUCAUUUGGGCCAAGGGUCAACAAUCCGUGUUGGUUCCGAGAGCCGCUUGACGUAGCUUGGAAGGCAUCC
This is a messenger RNA of Xylona heveae TC161, 320 nucleotides long. RefSeq lists its product as hypothetical. The transcript has a single exon. The record is from RefSeq and is a predicted model, not a curated record. NCBI's taxonomy places the organism in Eukaryota, Fungi, Ascomycota, Xylonomycetes, Xylonales, Xylonaceae. The coding region runs from base 118 to 306 and encodes 62 amino acids.